Acanthosepion pharaonis is the source of this 879-nucleotide messenger RNA. NCBI's taxonomy places the organism in Eukaryota, Metazoa, Mollusca, Cephalopoda, Sepiida, Sepiidae. The record is from the annotation of a GenBank genome assembly.
AUGUUUAUAUGGCCUUCCAAUGUCGCGAAGCUUAAGGUGAGAAUUUUCUCUGUGUCGCCCGUUGAAGGUUCAACCAUGCGGAGUAGAGUGCUCUUGACGACUCCGUUUGACGAUAAAUCCACCUCUGUGCUCACUGUUUUCCACGACACUUUUCCUCUAUUCCAAGAAGGUAUAAUGUCCCUCCUACAGGAAUCGUUUGUCUGGCAGUUGUAUUCCCUGCGAACUUGCAAUGUCACUUACUGGACAUUGAGUUCUACCUGGAUUCUAUCCUCUUGGGAAUUUAUCUAUCUAUCUAUCUAUCUAUCUAUCUAUCUAUCUAUCUAUCUAUCUAUCUAUCUAUCUAUUUAUCGUCUCUUUUUAUUUGUUGCUUUUCCUUCUUUUAUUUUCAAUUCCAUCCUUUCAUCGUCUCUUCUUCCCUUUCACACCAUCCUUAUCGUUGUCUCUUCUUCCUUUUCGCCGCCACUGCAACCUACUCCUCCUCAUUGUCUCUUCUUCUUCUUCACUUUCUCCCUUUCGUUGUCGCUUCUUCUAUUUCGCCUCCUCCUCUAUAUUGUUUCUUCUUCCCUUUCACCUCCUGCCUUGCUUUUUUAUUGUCUCUUCUUCCUCUUCACUUUCUCUUUUUCGUUGUCACUUCUAUUUCACCUCCUCCUUUAUAUUGUCUCUUCUACCCUUUCACCUCCUCCCUUACUUUCUCAUUGUCUCUUCUCCCUCUUCAUUUUCUCCCUUUCGUUGUCGCUUCUUCUAUUUCACCCCCUCCUUUAUAUCGUCUCUUACCUUUCACCUCCAGCCUUACUUUCUUAUCGUCUCUUCUUCCUCUUUACUUUCUCCUUUUCGUUGUCGCUUCUUCUAUUUCAGAUACUUUACACUCUCCGUGGCUGA